AUGAACGCGUUACCGAUCCGGCGGCCUCUCGGCUGCCUCAAGACGAUCCUCCGUCAAACGCGUUAUCACCGCCAAAUCCAACGCACCUUCGCAACCGAGACCUCUUCCUCAGAACCCCCGACGUCGACGCCAUCCACCACGACAUCCCAAUUCCGUCUCCACAAGCCGAAAACCCACAAACCCACCCCCUUCGCCGUCUAUGCCCCCCCCUCCCAUCCCGCCCCAACGACCCCCAAAGACCCCAUGCCCCCCUUCCACGCCGCCUCCAUCGCGACCCUCGACCCCACCGGCGCCCGAACGGCCCUCUUCUCCAAAUCCCGCCCGGACCGCGCCAAGGUCGGCGACGUGCUCAUGGUGACGACCCACCGCGGCGAGCCCUUCGCCGGCGCGCUGAUGCAAAUCCGCCGCAGAGGGGUCGACACGGCCAUCCAGCUCCGGGGCAACCUCAUGAAGACGGGCGUCGAGAUGUGGUUCAAGAUUUACUCGCCCGCCGUCAUGGGUAUCGAUAUCAUCUGGAGGAGGCCCAAGCGCGCGAGGAGGGCUAGGUUGACGUAUUUGCGGAAGAAGAAGCAUGAUAUGGGGAGUGUGGAUCAUCUUGUUUGGGCGUGGAAGAGGGAGAGGAGUCAGUUGCGGUCGUCGAAUAAGGGGAAGCAUUUGGGGACUGUGUUUGAGAGCUCGUAG
Molecule: messenger RNA, 681 nt
Organism: Scedosporium apiospermum
Lineage: Eukaryota; Fungi; Ascomycota; Sordariomycetes; Microascales; Microascaceae
Product: Ribosomal protein L19
Exons: 2
Coding region: 1-681 (226 amino acids)
Biological process (GO): translation
Cellular component (GO): ribosome; mitochondrial large ribosomal subunit
Molecular function (GO): structural constituent of ribosome
Source: RefSeq, a predicted model, not a curated record